Molecule: messenger RNA, 2650 nt
Organism: Stegodyphus dumicola
Lineage: Eukaryota; Metazoa; Arthropoda; Arachnida; Araneae; Eresidae
Product: glucoside xylosyltransferase 1-like
Biological process (GO): protein O-linked glycosylation via N-acetylgalactosamine
Molecular function (GO): UDP-xylosyltransferase activity
Source: RefSeq, a predicted model, not a curated record
AAUUCAUGAGUUAUUUUCAACUAAUAAUUUCUUGGAGAUUGCCUACGAAUAGUGCCUACCUAGUGUGUUUUAUCCAGAACGAAACCAAUGACUAAGUUACUUCAGUGGCCAUCAGCUAUUUUGGAACGCUUAUCCUUUGAAAUUCAUCCCAUAAAUUUUCCAAAUGGAUCUGAAGGAGAUGAAUGGAAAAAGCUUUUCAAACUUUGUGCAUGUCAGCGUCUUUUUUUGCCGUCCAUACUUCAUCACAUUGACUCAUUAUUAUAUGUGGAUACAGAUGUACUUUUUUUACGUCCAGUAGAAGAAUUAUGGGAGCACUUUUAUAAAAUGAAUAGUAGUCAUAUUGCUGCUUUGUGCCCAGAGCAUGAAGAUUUUGCAACUGGGUGGUAUAAUCGCUUUGCCAGACACCCAUUUUAUGAGCCUUUAGGUGUUAAUUCUGGUGUUAUGCUGAUGAAUCUGACGAGAAUGAGAACAUUCCAGUGGGAAACAUAUCUUCCAUCAAUCAUGAAGGAAUAUCGAUUGAAUAUUGUAUGGGGUGACCAAGAUAUUAUUAAUAUAAUAUUUCACUUUCAUCCUGAAAAACUGUAUUUAUUUCCAUGUGAAUGGAAUUUUCGCCCUGACCAUUGUAUGUACUCAAAUGUUUGUAAAACUGCAGAGAAAAAUGGCAUAGCAAUCAUUCAUGGAAACAGAGGUGUGUUCUUAAACAAUAAACAACCAGCUUUUAAAGCUAUUUUUCAAGCCAUGUUACAGGUCUGUGAUCCACUAAAUAUGUGCAAAAUAGGGCAAGAUGGAGAGUUUCCAUGUAACGGUAUCACCUUGAUCAAGUAGUAGCAAGCUACAACAUAAACAUUUUCAGUAAUAAUGCGAUGCCUCACUUUCGAAACAUUUUAGAACACAACACUUGAAGGGAAUUAUCUGGAUGUUUUUAUGGAAGGCAAUUUCGCAUCCAAAUAGCAACUUCCUCAUCAUUUUCCAUGUACACCUCACUUUCAUAGCACAGACCUGACCUGAUGUCUGAAUAUGAAAAUGUUUGGAAUUCAGCUCUAAAGCAUUUGAGAAGGGGUAUGCUGCAUAUAUGUGACCUUUAAAUAUACCUGGCUGAUAAGAAAUUUUCGUUUCAUCAAUUUUUUGAAAUCAUACAUAAAUUCAGAUAUAAAAAGGUGUUAUCUGAUUUUCGAAAAUCAUAGGCUAAGAAGUUAACAAUGAAGACUUUCACAAAAGUGGGCUCAGCAAGUAAGAAUUACAACUUCAGAAGCAGUUACAAAAGGCGAUAUGAGAAGAAAUGCCUUCAGAAAAAGAAGAAUGACGCCAAAUUAAUGACGUAGUUAGCUCGCCAGAGGUUUUAUACUAAAGUAGGUGCACUUCUAGAAACGAGCUAUGAUUGGUCAAUAUUAAUUUUAGUUACCGUUUUCAAGCAGUGUUACAUAACAUCUAAAGAUCUCGAAUUUGAGAGAACAGGUGAAUUUAAGGGAAGAGCACCAAAUUUAAAAUGUUAAUUUUGAGGUCGUCAAUUAGUUUUUAAAGCAGCUAUCAUAUUUUUUUACAUAUAUAUAGUAGUUUAUUAUCUCUUAGAUUAUUUAAUAUGUUCUGUCCUUUGAAAAAAAGCAGUUAAAAUUAUAUAUAUCAUAAAGGGUGACUGUAUUUUUAUGUUUUUAUAUGUAACUUUAUUCAUUAUUAUACUUAAGAUAGCAAGCAAAACUAAUAAUAGCAAAACUUUUAAUGUAAUAUUUAAUCAACUUCAUAUAUUCAGAGAAAUGACACUUAUAAUGUUUUACAGUUUUGAAAUGAAAAGCUUUAAAGAAUUCUUUCUUAUAAAUGACAAAUAACAUUGAAAUAGUAUAAUCAGUAAUGCAACUAGUAUAAAAAUUAUCACACUGAGUUUUUAAGCAUUUUUAAUUAUUUAAAAUUUCUUGCCUUUAACAAAACAAAAUCAUCAAUAAUCUUGAUCAAUAAUCAAUCAAUCAAAAUCUACUUGAUCACGUAAUUCCAGUGUUCUUUAGAAUGGCUGUGUGUGGUGUUGUUGCGACUUUUCUCACUUGUUUGACAGUAACAUCAAAAGAAGCCCAUAAAAUUCAUUAUGGCGAGGAGUGUAAGAUUGUACUUGUCUUUUGGCAAGAGCCUUGAUCAUCCUGCAGAUGACAGCAUGACUUUGCUCAGUUCAACCCCCAGUUAGAAUGGUCAGCAUCCCAGGAAUACUGGUCCGAGGGUCUCCAACCCCUCAUUUCCACUUCACCAACAUCCCAAGAGGAUUUUUGGCUUGCCGCAUAAUUAGAGUGCCAAACAUCCAUGCCUUCUCUGGGAUUCGAACAUAGGCCGUCCAGUGAGGCAGUCAGCAUUGCUAAUCACUUAAAUUGAGUUUACGAAGGAAGUGUCAAUAGUAUUGUGAACUUAUUUAAUGCAUUUAUUUUAUACUAUUGUUUAUAUAUUGUUUCCUUGAAAUGCUUGUUACCUUUUUUCUUAUAUAAUAUUUGUAUAAGCAAUAUCAAAUUUUGUAUGAUUGAUUUGGCAGCAUAGUAUAGUAAAAACACUGUUCUAAAAAUUAAACAUAAUGUUACCUCUUGUUAGCACUUCGCACACUGUAGAUGGUAAUAUAUGCUUUCUUAGUUGCUUACUGUUAAAUUAUUUGAACUUGAAUAUAACUCUGCGUCACUGA